Messenger RNA from Epithele typhae, 309 nucleotides. RefSeq names its product transmembrane proteins 14C-domain-containing protein. Lineage: Eukaryota; Fungi; Basidiomycota; Agaricomycetes; Polyporales; Epitheliaceae. The transcript has 3 exons. The record is from RefSeq and is a predicted model, not a curated record. The annotation marks the transcript as partial. Gene Ontology annotation, cellular component: membrane.
CAGUCUGCUUACCCCGCAUACGUCAUGGGCACCCUCUGCAUUGUGGGGGGCCUCACAGGCUUUGCUCGCACGCGUAGCAUCCCCUCUCUCGUCGCAGGCGUGGGUGUCGGCGCGCUCUACCUCUACAGCGCGGACUGCAUUCGCAAGGGCACAGCCAACGGUCUCGAGACCGCUCUCGGUGCAUCUGCUCUCCUCUUCCUCUCUUCCGCCCCGCGCGCGAUGAAGGGCCCCGUACCCGCCAUGCUCACCGUUACGUCCGCCGUAGCGGGCGCGUAUUACGGCAGGACCGUCCUCGCCGUCCGGAAAUAA